Molecule: messenger RNA, 1091 nt
Organism: Loa loa (African eye worm)
Lineage: Eukaryota; Metazoa; Nematoda; Chromadorea; Rhabditida; Onchocercidae
Exons: 9
Coding region: 81-1091 (336 amino acids)
Biological process (GO): zinc ion transmembrane transport
Cellular component (GO): plasma membrane
Molecular function (GO): zinc ion transmembrane transporter activity
Source: RefSeq, a predicted model, not a curated record
UUUCAGCUUACUUCUACUGUCACAUACUAAAGGAAAUUAGAUAUUGGAGUGAACAGUGUCAACUCAGUUUUAAGUCAGAAAUGGAUGAAUUUACUAUGCAAAUAAUUUGCGCUAUUGCAAUGUUCUUAACAACAUCAAUUGCUGGAUUUGCUCCAUUUAAACUCAUGACAAUGAUUGUGUCGAACGGUGUAAUGAGUCGAAGGGCAUCGGUCAUUAUGUCCAUAAUGUCAUGCUAUGCUGGUGGCAUCUUUCUGGCUACUUGCUUCCUGGAUACCUUACCACAUCUUAACGAAAACUUUCAAAAAUUUAAACAAAUCACAUCCUGGAAUACGACAUAUCCUGUACCAGAAUUUCUUAUUUGUAUUGGUAUUUUGUGUGUUUAUGUCCUUGAAGAAAUAUUUACUUGGAUUUUUUCAAAAGAAGGAAAAAAUCCGGCGAUUGUAAAAGAAAUGGAAAUGUUGAAAUUAUCAACGAGUAAUGAAAUGCAUUUGGAACAAGAAAUGGAAUCUUUGCAUGAAUAUCAAACAGUUGAAACAAAAGACAUCGAAUGUAACGGUGAAAUUGUUAAUUCCGAUAUUAAAGUUGUUCGUAGACGGAGUCAAAAUAAUAGCAAGUCAAAAAACGAUAUUAUACAUUCAAUUACGUUUACGAUAGCAAUGUCAUUUCAUUCGAUACUUGAAGGAGUUGCGCUUGGCGUACAAGAUGAAAAAUUUGGUAUCAUCACAUUGUUUAUCUCACUUCUGCUACAUAAAGGUAUCGAAGCAUUCAGUGUUGGUUUACAAAUAUCACGGACAAUUGCGCAACAAGUUAAAAUUGUUAUUGCGACAAUAAUAAUUUAUUCAUUAAUGACACCAAUAGGAUCAUUUGCUGGAUUAUUUUUACAGAAUGUUAAUAUGAAUGAAUCUUGGCGACAGGGUAUUAUAAUCAUCCUCGAAGGACUUGCUAUCGGAACAUUUAUUUUUGUGACAUUUUUAGAGGUUUUAUUUGAGCAGCGAAAUAAUUCAAAGGCGGUAAGAGAAGAAAUAAUUGCAAUAGCACUGGGUAUUCUAACAAUUAGUGGUUUUCAAUAUUCGAAGGAAAUUUUCGUAUAA